Molecule: messenger RNA, 1054 nt
Organism: Morus notabilis
Lineage: Eukaryota; Viridiplantae; Streptophyta; Magnoliopsida; Rosales; Moraceae
Exons: 4
Coding region: 50-823 (257 amino acids)
Source: RefSeq, a predicted model, not a curated record
AUCAUUUUUCUCUCUCCUUCCUUCUCUGUGAUCACUUCUUCUUUCUUCGAUGAAGAAGAUGAAAAAGGUUGUUUCUUUGGAGGCUUCUCCUUACGCUGUGUAUGAGGAUGCCCGGACCAGGCUUAAGCACCAAAGCCUUAUGCAAGACUAUGAAGAGCUGGACAAGGAAACCGAUGCCAUGAAGAACAGAUUAAAGGUUAUGGAACAGAAGAAGCUAACCCUUUUGGCCGAAGUCAGAUUUUUGAAGCGAAGAUACAAAUACUUGACAGAGAAGCAGCCAAUGAACCAACAAAUGAAACGAGGCCAUUCCCAAGAAAAGUCACAAAAUUAUGAAAACCGAAGUACUAGCAUUGCGAAGAAGAAAACUCAGAGCAAAAAGGAAUCUGCUUUUCGAUACCCCGCAAUUCCAUUAGACUUGAACCAAAAGGAAAGGACUUACAAUGGAAUGGAAGCCCCAUUGCAAAAGCCUCCCCCAUUUUUGGACUUGAACCAGAAGGUGAGGACCCUCAAUGGAAAGGAAGUUGUUCCAUUGCAGAAUUCCAGACCGAUGUUCGACUUGAAUCAGCAGGAAAGGAUUCACAGUGGAAAAGAAGCUGCUAAGAGGAAAAACGCCCCAUAUUUUGACUUGAACCAAAUUUCGGGAGAAGAGGAAGAAUUCCAAGCCAAUAAGAGUGAGCCAUUGAAAGGUUUGCUUAGAAAUGCGAAUACCGAAGAGCAGCACAAUGAUAUGAAGUUACUAGUUUGUAGGAACAUUGGCAAUGGAUCGAAUCGGGCAGGGAAAAGAAAGAUCACUUGGCAAGAUCAGGUGGCUCUAAGGGUUUGAUUUUUCUAUCGAAAACAAGCUUAUCAUAUGAAUUUUGGUGGGGUUGGAAAGUUUGCCUUGCCUUAUAACGCUACGUUUUUUGUUCACUAUCAUUCUUACCUUUUGUUCUUCACUCUUUUAAGACUUCCUCAUCUUCUUCCUUCCUCUUUUGUAAAGUUGAAAGAUAGUUUAUAUAUAGUGAAUGACUGUAUAGAUGAAGUGGUGGAAUUGAUGCUAAGGAAUUAUUGUGUU